GAAUGGGAAGAUCGCUUUGAAGAGGAUCGUCUGAUGAUGGAGCGCAUCAUAGUGCUAUUGCGUUACAUCUUCGCUAUACCUCCAACUGAUAGAGAUGGAAUAAGAACUGCGACAGACUCGAGCAGUCAUGACAGACUUAUUUCAGCAUUUCUAGAGUCUGGGAUCGAGCAAGUUUUGAUUCAUAUAGCAUCACAGUCAAAAGAGCGCGAUUUCCACCUCUCCAUUUUAGUCAUCUUCGCCAUGAUCAUAAAGGAACACAACGUGGAAGAUGUUGUUGUUGCUGGUCGAGAUAGAACAGCUGCUGAGAAAGAGGAAGCAGAAGAAAAAUUGCGGGAAGUGGUUGAAGCGGAGAAAGUUCGGCUAGAAGCGCAAAGGAGGAAGAUUUUGGCUAGUAGACAUUCUCGAUUUUCUGGAUCGUAUGUAGUGAAAGGUCUAUCAGCUGUCAACAAAGAAAAAGAUAUGGUCGUGGUCAAGUAA
Strongylus vulgaris is the source of this 477-nucleotide messenger RNA. The record is from the annotation of a GenBank genome assembly. NCBI's taxonomy places the organism in Eukaryota, Metazoa, Nematoda, Chromadorea, Rhabditida, Strongylidae.